This is a messenger RNA of Sardina pilchardus (European sardine), 2911 nucleotides long. RefSeq names its product elongin A (gene eloa). Gene Ontology annotation, molecular function: protein binding. Gene Ontology annotation, biological process: transcription elongation by RNA polymerase II. Lineage: Eukaryota; Metazoa; Chordata; Actinopteri; Clupeiformes; Clupeidae. The record is from RefSeq and is a predicted model, not a curated record. The coding region runs from base 25 to 2190 and encodes 721 amino acids. The transcript has 12 exons. Gene Ontology annotation, cellular component: elongin complex; nucleus.
AGACUGAAGCCGCGGAGCUGGGGCAUGAAGCAGUUUCCGGGGCCUUCGGUUCCACUUGUAAACAUGGCGGAGGAGCUGCUGGAAACCGUGGAGAGAUUGCAGUCCAGACUCUCCGAGAACCAAGAGCCUCGGAAGCUGCUCAAGACGUUGAAGAGGCUGGCAGAGCUGCCCAUGACUGUGGACAUCCUGGUGGAAACGGGUGUUGGGAAAACUGUGAAUUCUCUCCGCAAGCAUGACUUGGUGGGAGAGGCAGCAAAGAGCAUAGUCGCUAAAUGGAAGAAACUUGUUCCCCAGCCUGCUGACCGGCCUACUCCCACGAAGGAUGAUCACUCACACUCACUAGCAGCAGACUUUAACCGAGGCCAUAAACGGGUCCGUGAGCCUUCUCCUGAAGACCUGCGCCACGUAGAGGAGGAGGAGGAGGAGGAGGAGGAAGAAAGGGAGCAUGAAAGGGAGCAUGAAAGGGAUGAAGAAAUGGAGGAAGAGUAUGAGCACCACGAGCAAGAAGAGGAGGAGGAGGAAGAAGAGGAGGCGCACGAGCCCAUGAGUCGGUACCAGCACGGUUAUUCCCCCUCUCCUCCACAAGCGUACAGCCCCACGGCGCCCGGUCUGACUGGCCAGCGCUUGCCCCAGUAUCAGCAGGCCUACGACAGCCCUCAGGAGGAGCCUGCGCCCAGUCCCCCACGGAAAGAGCCCCGCCACAGCAAGCCCCACCGAGACCCGGCCAGAGACCACCGAGACCGGCCGCGAGACCGCCACAGCGCCUCCGGGGGGCCGGAGCAGGAGCGGCGGAAACGACCCCCUCAGUCGGCGGCGGGUGGCGGGGGCGGGGAGGGAAAGAGGAGCGGCGACCGGGAACAGAGUAGCAGUAGCGCACAUCGGCCGGACAAACACAAAAACACACACACGUCGCACGACAGGAAACACACACCGCAUGACAGCAGGAAGGAGAAGAAGGGAGGAAGCGAAGGGAGGUCUCAUUCAAAGCGGGAAGAGACGGAGCCUCCGCCGGAGGAGGAAAAGGAAGAGUACGAGACCCCAACCAUGUCCUUUGAGUCCUUCCUGACUUACGAUGCGCCCACCCCGACCAAGAAGAAGAAGAAGCAGCAGCAGCUUCUUAAGCCCUCCCCCAAGCCUGCGGCAGCUGCUCCACCCCCGACUCCCCCCUCAAAAGCCAGCGCCACCAACGGGGCCCGCAGCAGCAGCAAACGCUCGGAACGCGCAGAACGCACAGAACGCGCAGAACGUGCGGAACGCGCCCCGUCCCCCCCUUCCACUCCCAUCACCCCUACACCAGAGAAACGCAGAAAGGUGGUGGACGUGAUGCCCACCCUGCCUGACAUUCCUCUGCCAGCCAUCCAGCCCAACUACCGGCCCCUCCCCUCAAUAGAGCACACACCGGUGUCCCCGCAGAGACGUAAAGUUCCCGUUUCGUGUGAUGCCGAGGAGGAUGCCGGCUUCACGGGCCGACGGUUUAACUCUAAGAUGGUGGUGUACUCUGGGUCCAAGACCUCCUACCUGCCCAAGAUGAUGUCUCUGUAUGAGCAGUGCAUCCGAGUCCUCCAGAACAACAUUGACUCAAUCGAUGAAGUUGGGGGCGUACCAUUUGAGAUUCUGGAGCCAGUGAUGGAACGCUGCACCCCAGAACAGCUGUACCGCAUUGAAGAGUGCAAUCAGCACUUUUUGGAGGACACCGACGAGCUGUGGAUGAAGCACUGCCAGCGUGACUUCAAGCGCCAGACUCCGCACGAGUACGAGUCGUGGCGGGAGCUCUACCUCCGUCUGCACGACGAGCGAGAGGAGCGUCUGCGCAAGCUCACGCAGAACAUCAGCUCGGCCCAUGCCAACCGGCCCAAAGGUCGUCAGGUGAAGAUGGCAUACGUGAACUCGGUCGCCAAGCCACCACGAGAUGUGCGUCGCCGGCAGGAGAAGUUUGGCACGAAUUCCGGACCCAGCUCCAGUGCCAGCUCUGCAUCCUCAAAUCCAGUCCGGAUCAAGCCAGCAAUGGCUUACAGCUCCCAGUCGGAUGACGGGGGGCACUCCUCAUACAGCAGCCCCCCCGAGACAUCUCGCCCCUCUAUGUCCGGUGGGGGAGGGCCCAGUGCGCGCGACAAACAACAGGUCAAAAAAAUUGCUCCAAUGAUGGCCAAAACAAUCAAAGCAUUCAAGAAUCGUUUCUCUCGGCGAUAAGGAGAGAGAGUGACUGACUGCGGUGAAAAGACUGUAGUUUAGUUUUUUUUUAACCUAACAAUGUCUUUAUGGUUAUAAAUGUUCUGGACAGACCACUGGACCCCCUCAGUCAUACCAGAACACAAACAGACACACAUACACACACACACACACACACACACACACACACACACACACAAACAAACUCCUACAAACUCAUCCUGGCAUGUGGUCCUUUCUAUUUUUCACUCAAAGGCUGGCACUACAAAUGGCUUGAGACACCAGGCUAUGAACUUUUACUGCAUUCAGAUUUUUUUUUUAAAGCACAUACCAUUUGGUAGGAUAUCAAAUAGCCCAAGGAAUAUGAAUUUGGAUCUUUCGUUGAGAUCAAAUGCGUUACAUUUGAUCUCAGAUCAGUUACAUCCCACUGUUCCCACACUGUGCAAGUUUGAGCGUAACGUUCACACUGCGGUUUGACUUGAUGUAUCAAAAAGAAUGUGUUUGUGGAGAGCUGGUUAUAAGCACCACCGUGCGGCCUCCAUUUGUUAAAGCAUUUUCAAGAGAAAGAGAGAAUGGGGAAAUGAGAAUUUAUAGGAACGUGCAACUUAAUGCAACUAUUUAUUUAAAUCCUCGGGGCCAGGCUCCCCAGAGCCUGCCAAACACAAGUGGAUCAAAAUAUUAAUUUUAAUAGAUUUUAAUUAUGUAAUAUGAACAUUUUUAAUAAAAUUGACUUUUGCCCUCA